AUCAUCAUGUCCAUCAUACUUUCUCUUCUCAUCUUGAUUUUAUGUCUUUCCUUCCAUCCAUGUAAUGCUCGCCCUUUUGGGGUCAUCCAUGAGGGUUCUAGCACAGUGCAGCUCCACUUCUCUGGCGAGGUUGUGGAGAAGGUUAAAUUACUUGAUCACUUCAAUUCAUCAGUUGGAAGAGGAACAAGUAUUGGACAUAGCAUUGUUGAUGAUAAUAAGAUAAGUCAUGGAGGUGCAACAACUCGAGAACCAAAGGACUCAAUAAAGAAAAUUUCAGGAACUGAGAUUUUUGAGUCCUCUAGUAACGUGAAUUUGCUUAAUAAGGCAACAACUGCCACACAGGGAUGGAGAAGGCGAGCAUUACUAGUAGAAUCUGGUACAGACCAGGUUAAAAAAGCAGUAGAAUAUUUCAGUAAUGACAAAGUUGAAGAAGAAGAAGUGGCUAUGACAGAUGAUUAUAACCCACCGCAUCAGACACCACCCAUUCACAAUAGACAAACCUAA
Messenger RNA from Pistacia vera, 504 nucleotides. RefSeq lists its product as uncharacterized. The coding region runs from base 7 to 504 and encodes 165 amino acids. Lineage: Eukaryota; Viridiplantae; Streptophyta; Magnoliopsida; Sapindales; Anacardiaceae. The transcript is spliced from 4 exons. The record is from RefSeq and is a predicted model, not a curated record.